UUAAACAAUCUAUAUCAGUACAGCACAAACCUAUUAUGUUUAAUCAUUAAUGUAUUCUUUCUAAGCUAGGCAUCACGUCUAGUUGUAAGAGAAUAGAUCCCCCCACUAACCCUUUGGCUCACUUACCCCACUCUACCCUAUUAUGAAUUGUAUGACUUUGGACAGGGAUGGGGUUUAGUUGGUAUUUUGGGUGGGGAGAUGGGAUGAGGGAGGUUUGUAGGGCUUUAUGUUAUUUUAUCAGUAAAGGGCUAGGUAGGAGAAUAUAAGAUAGUCAUAUGAAGCCGGCCUCACUCUCCAGGGCAGUAGGUGGCGGUAUAUACUCUGAAACGUUAGUUGCGAUCCGCCAAUAAAAAUUCUAAGAAGAAGACUACAUCAAAGAUUUUACACUGAGGUAUGUUCUAUCUGUGACUACAUGUUAACAUGUCCCUUGUACUCUUGCGUAUACACAGUGCGCCUUACGUAACCGCCCAGGCUCACUUUCUAAUUGGCGCAGAAGCUGUCAGUCCAAACCAUGCUCUCCAAUGGGCUUUCUGCUUUCUGUCAAACACAGACCGCCAUGUUCUGUCCCCGGAGGCUUGGAGAAAUCUUGGAGCGUAGUCUGAGUGCGUAAACAGGGUUCUGGGCUUCAAACUCCGCGCUGGGUUUAUCCUAAAGAACUCAACUAAUCGAUAUGAGCCGUCCGUCCUCUGCGGGCGGUGGGGGCGGAGGACUCGGCGCCGGGAAAGCAGGAGGAGGAAAGCACGGAGGUUCGGGAGGAGCUGCUGCCUCAGCUGCAGCCGCCGGAGUAGGAGCUGUGGCCGGGUCUGGCUCGGCUCUACCUGUCGCUGCUGUUGCCUUGCCCUCAGCAGCGCUACCUGGACAAGCUGCUGAACUUACAGCCUUGUUCGAGUGCCCGGUUUGUUUUGACUACGUUCUGCCACCGAUUCUGCAAUGCCAGGCCGGACAUCUAGUUUGCAACCAAUGUCGUCAAAAGCUGAGUUGUUGUCCGACUUGUCGCGGCCCUCUCACCCCGAGUAUCAGGAACUUGGCUAUGGAAAAAGUUGCCUCUACUCUACCGUUUCCUUGUAAGUACGUGUCAGCCGGAUGCCUGCUGUCCCUCCACCACAGCGAGAAGCCUGAACACGAGGAGGUGUGUGAGUUCCGUCCCUACACCUGCCCGUGCCCUGGGGCCUCCUGUAAGUGGCAGGGCUCCCUGGAGGCCGUCAUGCCCCACCUGAUGCACGCCCACAAGUCCAUCACCACCCUGCAGGGAGAGGACAUUGUCUUCCUGGCCACAGACAUCAACCUACCUGGGGCCGUGGACUGGGUCAUGAUGCAGUCCUGCUUCGGCCACCACUUCAUGCUGGUCCUGGAGAAGCAGGAGAAGUAUGAGGGCCAUCAGCAGUUCUUUGCUGUGGUGCUGCUCAUCGGCACGAGGAAGCAGGCCGAGAACUUCGCCUACCGCCUGGAGCUCAACGGGAACCGGCGGCGCCUCACCUGGGAGGCCACGCCCCGCUCCAUCCACGAUGGUGUGGCGGCCGCCAUCAUGAACAGUGACUGUCUGGUGUUUGACACGUCCAUCGCUCACCUGUUCGCCGACAACGGCAACCUGGGGAUCAACGUUACCAUCUCCAUGUGCUGAGCGGCUCAGAUAUGAAAACACACACAUACACACAGGCUUCUCUCGUUCUUAGACUUACACAUGUGAUGGACAGAAACCGGUGCACAGUGACUGACUGCUGUGCUGUACCUGCCUCAUGUGUGAUUCAGUAGAGUGUGUGUGAGAGGACAGGUGGGAUAUGGAGAGGAUGUGUGUGUGUUUUGCUGCUUGAGGCUCGUUGGCUCCCCAUAAUGCUUGAAUGGAGACUGGCCUGUAGAGUAGUUUCAGAGUUAGGGUGUUUGCCUGUCCUCACAUUGUGUGUGCUGGAGACAGUGUACAGUAACCUACAUGUGGUGGGCUUGUGAUGACUGAUGCCCUAACCGCCCCCAGGACCCCUCACCACCCCACUCACCCCUACCGCCUCUUCUGCCCAGCCAACCAGUGCCAGGUAAGAAGGGCACUGCCAGGGUAAGAAAGGGCGGUCAGUCAAUUGGCUGCCACACAUCGGUAUUCAGAGAAGCUCCACUUCAAACGUGAAUGGCCCCUGCAGAUGCAGCUUCCUAAUCCUCACAGUGAAUUAAGUUUCAGUAAGUUGGUUAGUGGACCAAUCAGGCCUCAGACGCAUAUGGGCGGAGUCGGGCCUGAGAGUGACCAAUGCGCUGCCUCAGUCUGGGUUAGUGUGAGCUAAGCUGGGGUUGCUCAUGCUCUGCUAAACGAUUGCACUGACUACUAACCAACUCCUUACUUUUCAGAACAGCAAGCUGCAAAACUCAACCGUUUCCUUAAUUAGACUAUGUCAUGGUUAUUAAAACCAGCUUAUGUUAUGUCCAAAGUGUCUAUGAAAUGAUGAUGAUGAAGAUGAUGGUGACAUUGUAAAUGGGCAGUUGUGUGUAUCAGGGUUUGGGUCAAUUCCAUUUAAAUUCCAGUCAAUUCAUAAAGUAAACAAAAUUCCAAUUCCAAGUGUUCCUCAUUGAAAAGCGUUGACGAGAAUUGGUAUUGGAAUUUCAGUGUACUUCCUGAAUUGACUGGAAUUUAAAUGGAAUUGAGCCCAACCAUGGUGUGUAUAAUACAUAUUGGUGAUAGAUCCUAAUCUGAUUGUAAUCAAAAGACUGCAUGUAUGUCCGCCAUGUAGAAUAAAGACACAGAUCCGA
Messenger RNA from Coregonus clupeaformis (lake whitefish), 2730 nucleotides. Its product is annotated as E3 ubiquitin-protein ligase Siah2. The record is from RefSeq and is a predicted model, not a curated record. The transcript is spliced from 2 exons. Gene Ontology annotation, cellular component: cytoplasm. Bases 671 to 1621 code for a protein of 316 amino acids. Gene Ontology annotation, molecular function: zinc ion binding; ubiquitin protein ligase activity; ubiquitin conjugating enzyme binding. NCBI's taxonomy places the organism in Eukaryota, Metazoa, Chordata, Actinopteri, Salmoniformes, Salmonidae. Gene Ontology annotation, biological process: multicellular organism development; proteasome-mediated ubiquitin-dependent protein catabolic process.